This is a messenger RNA of Hibiscus syriacus, 1665 nucleotides long. Its product is annotated as laccase-15-like. NCBI's taxonomy places the organism in Eukaryota, Viridiplantae, Streptophyta, Magnoliopsida, Malvales, Malvaceae. The record is from RefSeq and is a predicted model, not a curated record. The transcript is spliced from 6 exons. Gene Ontology annotation, cellular component: apoplast. Gene Ontology annotation, biological process: lignin catabolic process. The coding region runs from base 1 to 1665 and encodes 554 amino acids. Gene Ontology annotation, molecular function: copper ion binding; hydroquinone:oxygen oxidoreductase activity.
AUGGAGAUUCUAUCCUUGUUGGAGCAAUCUACCACACCAACUUCUUGGACAGACAUUAAAGUGAAAGAAGCUUCGUGCACACGACUGUGCAGUACAAAGAAGAUUUUAACUGUAAAUGGACAAUUUCCAGGGCCAACUAUAGAAGUUCAGUAUGGAGAAACAGUUUAUGUAAACGUUUAUAACCAAGGGAAACAAAACAUCACCAUUCACUGGCACGGACUUCAACAGCGAAGGUAUCCGUGGUCAGACGGACCGGAAUAUAUCACACAAUGCCCUAUCAGACCAGGACGAAGAUUCAGGCAAAAGCUCUUAUUUACAACGGAGGAAGGGACCCUAUGGUGGCAUGCUCACAGUGACUGGUCAAGGGCCACUGUUUAUGGAGCCAUUAUCAUCCACCCAAAGGUUGGAAGUAGGUACCAUUUUCCCAAACCAGAUGCAGAUGUGCCCAUAAUAUUAGGUGAAUGGUGGAAAGAGGAUAUAACAAAGGUUGUUCAAAGAUUGCACGACACUGGAGGGGACCCCAAUAUAUCUGAUGCAUUUACCAUUAAUGGUCAGCCUGGUGAUCUUUACCCUUGCUCCAAACAAGGUACGUUCAAGUUAACUGUGGAGCGUGGCAAAACUUAUCUACUUCGCUUGAUAAAUGCAGCAAUGAACGUCAUUUUGUUCUUUGCCAUAAAGAAACAUAAUCUCACGGUUGUGGGCGUGGAUGCUACCUACACGAAGCCACUUAGCAGUGAAUAUGUUACCAUUGGUCCGGGACAGACUGUCGAUGCGUUGUUAUCGGCCAACCAAAAGCCUGACCGAUAUUACAUGGCUGCUAGAGCUUAUUCUACUGGUACCAAUCCUGUUUUUGAUAACACCACCACCACUGCAAUUGUUCAAUACAGAGGAAAAUAUACUUCUUCUUCGUUUCCUUCUUUGCCUUCUCUUCCGUUCUACAACGACACAAAUGCGGCCUUUUCAUUUUUCGGUAGUCUCAAGAGCUUAGCUGAUAAAUACCAUCCGGUUAAAGUUCCCUUAGACAUCGGCAACCGGAUUAUGACCACGGUAUCAGUUAAUACUUUCCCUUGCCAACACAAUAACAAAUGUGCUGGUCCUAAUGGGACUAGAUUUGGUGCUAGUAUGAACAACAUAAGCUUUGUUAGUCCAUCCACUGCUCUACUUCAAGCUUACUAUCAGCAUACCAAUGGGAUCUAUGGAGAUGAUUUCCCGGACAUGCCACCGUUUCUGUUCAAUUUCACCGAUAAAUUUCUUCCGGUGGGCUUCGAAACUCCGAAACGAGGAACUGAGGUGAUAGUGUUAGACUAUAACACCACGGUGGAGAUUGUUUUGCAAGGGACGGAAUUGUUGGGUGGGAUUGAUCAUCCCAUUCAUCUCCAUGGCUACAACUUUUACAUUGUCGGAUUUGGCUUCGGGAAUUUCGACAUAUACAAGGAUCCUUUGAAGUAUAACCUCAAAGAUCCUCCGCUUCGGAACACAGCGGUUGUCCCCUUCGAUGGCUGGAUCACGGUGAGAUUCAAGGCAGACAACCCUGGAGUUUGGUUUCUCCAUUGCCAUAUAGAAAGGCAUAUGACAUGGGGGAUGAAGACUGUUUUCAUAGUAAAAGACGGGGAGCAGCCCGAUGAGAGGUUACUGCCGCCGCCACCGGACAUGCCAUCCUGCUAA